CCAAGGUGAGCUUUAAAAAUUUAUGGUUUUUUUUAAGUAUUGUAAUACUGGCAAGGACAGUAUUGCAUUUCCUAUGCAUGUUUCCUAUGCAUUUGCAUAGGAAAACCUAAGUGGUGCAGGAACCAAGUGGAACAUUUCAGGUGCUUUUUGGGGGGGCCUGUAGCAGAAAUGUUAAGUCACAGCUUGAAACAGUGGCUGAGCACCUGGUGGAAGGCAGGGCAACCCGGAGGAGCUCAGCUGCAUGCGAUGCACCUGGGUGACUGGAAGGGGUGGAGCCAGGAUCCAGUCCUUCCCAGACCUCAUUUAAGGGCUGGCAGUGAGCUGGAGGUGGGGGCAUCUUGCUGGAGAUCCCUGCCUACUGGAGGCCUUCUGAAAGUGGCGACAGACAAGGUUGCAGGCAAGCUGAGCUCUACUCUCUCAUGGGUGAAGAACACUGUAUCACACACUGUCAGUCAGAUGGCCAGUCAGGUGGCAAGUCCAUCUGCCUCUUUACACACUACAUCCUCCUCUACCACUCUGUCUACACCUGCAUUAUCACCAUCCUCGCCAGCACAGCUGAGUCCAGACGACCUAGAAUUACUGGCUAAACUUGAGGAGCAGAACAGGCUCCUAGAAACAGAUAGCAAAUCCUUGCGAUCGGUAAAUGGGUCAAGAAGAAAUAGUGGAUCUUCUCUUGUAUCUAGUUCAUCAGCUUCUAGCAAUCUCAGCCAUCUUGAAGAAGACUCGUGGAUCCUGUGGGGGAGAAUUGUGAAUGAAUGGGAAGAUGUACGGAAAAAGAAAGAAAAGCAAGUUAAGGAGCUUGUUCGAAAAGGGAUACCUCAUCAUUUCAGAGCAAUUGUUUGGCAGCUUCUGUGUAGUGCUCAAAGCAUGCCAAUAAAGGAUCAGUAUUCAGAGCUUUUGAAAAUGACAUCUCCUUGUGAGAAACUAAUAAGAAGGGACAUUGCUAGAACGUAUCCAGAGCAUGAUUUCUUUAAGGAGAAAGACAGCCUUGGGCAGGAGGUUUUAUUUAAUGUAAUGAAGGCUUAUUCUUUGGUGGAUCGUGAAGUUGGAUACUGUCAAGGAAGUGCUUUUAUUGUUGGAUUACUACUUAUGCAGAUGCCAGAAGAAGAAGCGUUUUGUGUGUUUGUUAAAUUAAUGCAAGAUUACAGACUACGAGAACUCUUCAAACCAAGCAUGGCUGAACUGGGCCUUUGUAUGUACCAGUUUGAGUGCAUGAUACAGGAGCAUCUUCCAGAACUUUAUGUGCACUUUCAGUCUCAGAGUUUCCACACUUCUAUGUAUGCAUCAUCAUGGUUUUUAACUAUAUUUCUUACAACUUUUCCACUACCAAUUGCAACAAGAAUAUUUGAUAUCUUUAUGUCUGAGGGUUUGGAGAUAGUAUUUCGAGUAGGUUUAGCACUACUUCAGACAAACCAAGCAGAAUUACUGCAACUUGACAUGGAAGGGAUGUUACAGCACUUUCAAAAGGUCAUUCCACAUCAGUUUGACAGUGGUCCAGACAAAUUAAUCCAGGCAUCUUACCAAGUCAAAUACAAUGCAAAAAAGAUGAAAAAGUUAGAGAAGGAAUACACUACAAUAAAAACAAAAGAAAUGGAAGAACAAGUCGAAAUUAAAAGGUUGCGAACUGAAAAUAGGCUCCUAAAACAGCGCAUUGAAACAUUAGAGAAAGAAAGUGCUUCCUUGGCAGAUAGAUUGAUACAGGGACAAGUGACAAGGGCCCAGGAGGCUGAGGAAAACUACCUCAUAAAACGGGAGCUGGCCACCAUCAAACAGCAGAGUGAUGAGGCCAAUACUAAACUGGAGCAAGCUGAGAGUACCAUCAGGGAGCUCCAACAGCAGCAGCAAUGGCAUAAAUGCAGUUCACGAUACAGUGAAGACUUUGUGCUACAGCUGGAAAAAGAGCUGGUCCAAGCCAGGCUGAGUGAAGCAGAAUCCCAUUGUGCCCUGAAGGAGAUGCAAGAUAAAGUUCUAGAGAUGGAAAAGAGGAACAGUGCUCUCCCUGAUGAGGAAAAUGUUGCUAGACUACAAGAAGAACUGAUUGCAGUGAAACUCAGAGAAGCAGAAGCUUUGAUGGGUCUCAAAGAACUAAGGCAGCAAGUCAAAGACUUGGAGGAACACUGGCAGCGUCACCUAGCUCGCACCACUGGGAGGUGGAAAGAUCCUCCGAGAAAAAAUACAGUGAAUGAACUGCAGGAUGAGCUGAUGACAGUCCGACUGAGAGAAGCAGAAACUCAGGCUGAAUUGAAAGAAACCAAACAAAGAAUGAUGGAGAUGGAAACACAGAGUCAGAUCAAUAAUAACCAUUUGCGAAGGGCAGAGCUGGAGGUCACCAGCCUGCAGGAGAAGGUACAGUAUCUUACUGCACAGAACAAAGGACUUCUUGCUCAGCUGAAUGAAGCAAAACGUAGACAAGCGGAGAUUGAAUGUAAGAGUAAAGAAGAAGUGAUGGCAGUGCGGCUCCGUGAGGCAGACCGCAUAGCAGCUGUGGCUGAACUCCAGCAGCACAUUGCUGAAUUAGAAAUCCAGAAAGAAGAAGGAAAGAUUCAAGGGCAGCUUAAUAAAUCUGAUUCUAACCAGUAUAUCAGAGAACUGAAAGAUCAGAUAGCUGAGCUGCAUCAUGAGGGCAUGAAUUAAGAUCCUCAAGUGAAAUGGGAGGAGGAAUAAAUUCCUGCAGAUGUACAAAUGUCAUUUUUAUCACUGAUAAGAGUACUUACUGAAAGCUAGGAAGAAUUACUAAAGUGUUUCCAUCUUGUUAUAGUCUUUAUGAGGUGCCAGCUAUUGACCAGUGUCAGAGACAGUACGUGGAGCUAAUUUUGUGGUAGCUGCUCUAUAGGAGAUGCUUUUUAUAAAAUAAUUGCUCAACAUAUUUUGAGGGGAAUAAUGAGAAAAUCUUGUGUGUUUUCUGUAUUGGAAUGAAAACCAGAAUCCUGAUGUUACUGUGCUACGAAGGUUAGUGUUCAAAAAUUAGAAAAGCCUCUGCCAGCUGUUCUCAUUAGCAACAUUUCAGCAGGGCUGGUGGAAAAGAUGACAGAUGACUGAAGCAUUAUUUUCCAAAACAAAUUUUUGAAGUUUUUAGAAGACUAUAAUGAUUUCAAAAAAAAAUUAUGGUGAUUUAAGUUCUUGUGUCUUUACAGUGAAGAAAGGGGGAUUUUUUGGAAGUAUCUUCCCUUUUUUUAGUAUUUAAAAACUCAAUGAGCUCUCAAAGUAGAGACUAGUAGUUUACUGACUUUUCCCACUUCUGUAAUUUUAUCUAGGGAUGGAACUGAUGUUACAUUGUAAGAAACUAAUGCAGUCAGUAAGAUUCUGAUAUAGAUAUUAUCUCAUGGUCUGAUCUCAUUUCUGGCGAGCUUAUGUUUUAAGAUUGCCUUAAUGAAAAGAGAUAUAAAAGUUGGAGAUUACAUACAAUGCUUUUAAAAGAUUUUGCUUGUGUGAUAAAAUUCAAGACACUUUAGGUAAUUACUUUGAAGAUAAUGCAUAAGAUAUGACCAAAAGAGUAAUUGGUAAUAUAGCUAAAGCUAAGAAUUAAGGCUGUAUUUUGCAACUUAAUGUAGCUUUCUAGACUUUUACUGCUGAAACUAGAUUGGAGAAGGGAAAGUAAGCAAUAGCCAUCAGCAAGAAGGAUGAAAAAUCUCAUACACGUCACAUAUACAACAAUCAAAUAAAAUUUGACGUUAUAAUACGCAGGAGGGGCGUUCAAACCAUGUUAACAAUUCCUUUUGGUCUUAAAAUACUGUGAAGUUGUAUGGUAAGUAAGCUGUGUUUAAAAACUGCCAAAUUAUUUCCUCUGUAUUUCUGGCAUGCUACCAAGGAGCAUUCUGUCUUUCCUCUUUAUUUUCUUACUAGUUCUCCUUUGAGUCAGAUUUAGUGCUUAGCAAAUCAGAUGCUCCAUAAUCUGAAAUGCCUCUAGACAAGAAGCAGGGAAAGCAAUUCUGAACUUCGCUCUCAUGUGCUUGAACUGCUGUUGUUCAGCUACUCUGUUUGGAUGUGCCUGUGCUGCAUUUGUCACUGCAGUGUGGGCACAUCUUUAAAUGGUAUUUAUAGCUGUGAAUGGGUUGUAUGUAGAUUUGGGUAAUGAAUGUAGAAGGAUUAACUGGAGGAAGCGAAUUCUAGUUUGAACUACUGGAAACAAAGAUCUUCACUGAAGACAUUUAUAGGGUGGUGACUUGUAGAGUAACAUCAUAUGGGUUAGUGAGUGGAGAUCAAAUGGAUCAGCAUGUAGAUCUUGGGAAUAGACUUAACUAAUUUUAUCAGAACUAGAUAUAGGGAAGUCUCAGAAAGUCUUAUUACAUGUAAAGUACUAUUUACAUUGAACAUAACACUUUAUUCAGUCUCUUGUCAACUUCCUCUCCUUUCUAUUGGAGAUAAUGAGGUUCAGUAAAGGUUGGAAGAAGCAUACUGUUUACUUUUCAUGUAGUACUGGCAGAUAUGCAUUGGGCUCUUUGUGACUGUCAUUUUUUUUGUUCUUUUGUAAAAGCAGUUAAUUUCUAUGAUUUCUGUCAAUUUUUACUGUUCUUAAUUCAUAGUUUUCACUAUGCUUGCUAGAAAUACUGUAUUAAAUUAUGCAAAGUAGUUUUCAUUACUGCCUAGAGCCAAAGUAUCACCUUCUAGUAGUUUGCUGUACUGGAUGAAUGCUUUCAAAAUAUGUGGUUCUGUAAAUGUUUUCUUACUUGAUAAGAAAUGCUGUCUUUGAAAGGAAAUAUGUUAGCCCUCAGAUUUACAAAGCAUUUCAACUUGUGGUAGAAGUCUAUAGCACAAUAAAUCAAGAGCUUUUCUUCCUCCAUAUCUUGCAAGCACAGUUGGACAAGAGACCAUCAGAUUUUCCCUCCCCACAAGUGAAGUUCUUGCAAAGCUUCUGGACAGCUAAAAAUGUAGUUGGUCUACUGGUACGUGUCAAAGAUACAGAGCCUCCGUGCUGGUGGAGUCUGAUUUAAGUGGUUGUGGUCAGUCUGAGGAACCUGUGAUGUGAUAAGAUAGCGUUUGUGAGGUCAUGUGGUUUGUGAACUCCAAGUCUAAUGUAGCAGCUUUGUCUACACAGGAUAGUUAAAUAUAUACUGUGUGCUUUAGAAAAGUGAAUUGCUUUAUUCCUUUAAUUCAGCCUCUCCUUGAGAAUCAAAAGAUGUUAGACUGGCUGGAUAAUACCAAUAUUGAUACAGAAGUAUGAUGCUGAACAGAUAUGGAGUCCCAUUACUUUAUCCAGUUAAUUGUUCUUCAUAAAAGAGUUGGCUUUAAAAACUGUCUGGCUUAAACUAAGCAGUGAACAAGUAAAAGCACUGUUGCUGUGUCUAUUUUGUGAAAAUUGGUGGAUUAUUUUGAUUAGUUUUGAGUAGGUGUUUGUAGCCUAAACCAGACAUGCUACACUUGUCCAAAAAGGUAGGAUUGAUUUCAUAGUGGUUUUAAAUUACACGCUCCUCAGUAACACCUUCAACAAAAUGAUGGAUGAACAGUGUAACCAGGCACAGUGAUGCAGUCUCCUCUCAGGGCAGGUAUGACUUUGUUCACCAUGGUGGGACUAGAAGAUGAGGGCAACAGUUUUAGAUACAAAUCUUAGCUUUCACUGCCACUAUGGCAGAUUAGAUUUGAUGAUAAAAUAAAUGAAGUUUGGUGAUUGUAGGAACAUUUCCCUUUUAUGUGUUCUCUUUUCUGAUUGUAUCCUGCUGCAUCUAAGCUCCAGAUCUGUCUUGUGGAGAAAUACACUAGUUACUGAUUGCAGUAAUAGAAGUGAGUGCAUCUACCUACACUGAACUAUACAGAGUCCCUGUUUGGUGUUUACCUGGGUUGUCAAAGGAAGUAAACUGAUCAUAAGUAAUAUUAUUUUACUAUUGAGACAAUAAUUCCCCUUAGUCAUUUUGUUGUUGCUUUUAAGCUGUGUGACCUGUCUACUGUAUUACAUAGAGCUUUGUCAGGAUCUGUCAUGUGUUUCUGCUUAUAAAAGUUCUGUUAGGAAUUCAGAAGUGGGAGAAGUACUGGUUUGAACUUAUAAUUGCUCCUUGGAAGAAAUUGUCAGCCACCGUGCACAGGUGCCAUCUAUUUCCUACUUGAGAAAUAGCUCAGGAGAAGAAUGCUGUGUGUUAGCAUGUUUCUACCCUUCUGAAAUGGUUAUUGUUCUCUGAAAGGCAGGCAGCACAGAUAGAAGUAAUUUCAGGUAUCAGGCAAAAAUAAAUGUUACUUUGUCUGCUUGAAAAUGCUGAGGUUAACUCCCUGUUUUAAAAGAAUAGAGCGAAAGUGCGAAAUGAUCAUUUCCUGUAACUGUGUGCAUUAUGGGUACGUUUUCAGUCUCUGCAUCAGCCAGUUGUGCUCCAGCCAGCGCCUGAGGUUUCGGUCAUUUUUCUAUUUAUAGACACGUGCUCUAGGGAGAAGGAGCAGUGAGAUUUAGGCAGCUCCUUGGGUCUAUGAUAAUCACAGUACAUUCAAUGUGAUCAUGCUGCUGUUUUAAAAUGUUUUUGUUGCCAUGUCCUCCAAAUAAACACUUUCAUUAGAACUUCUCGUGGGAAGAGUUUCUGGGAACUUUCCUUCCACCUACCAACUAGCUACUUAUAGAAACUUCCCAAGGCUAACGUAGCUUAGAACUUUUUGGAAUUGCAUAUGAUCUCAUUACAACAAAUUUGUCAAGAUCUCCCUCAACAGUCAGAACAUGACUUAGUUACCAGAGACUGAUUUUUUUUUUUUUUUUUUUUUAAAUUUUAAAUAUACAUAGUUUAAAAGUUGAGUGCUUUCUUAGCACUGUUUUUUAUUUCAUACUUGAUACAGAAUUUCAAAGGUUAAUUUGAUUACGUGGCUGUAGAUCAAAAACAGUCUUUAACCAUAUAGUGCAGUGAUCAAAAAGUCAUGACCUCCCAUUGAUCGGUUUAUUGGUUUCCUGUUCUGAUUCACUGGAAACCUUCUGGUCUGUAUGCUUGUUGCUAGUUCUAAUCUUUGUCACGUUUGCAACACAGCAAUACUGUCUUUACUAAAACUGCUAUACAACAUACAUUUACCAUAUUUCCUUUUGAAUCUAGAGCUCCUUAAUUAAAGUACUGAAAAUGUCUUUUAUUUUAAACAAGGCAGAAAAUGUGCACUCAUAGAGCAAUGUGGAAUGCACAUUGAAACAACUAGCAUUGAGCUUUAAUGCAUUAAAGCUACCUCAUAGUUUAUUCAACUUGUUGGUAUCUGUAGGGUUUUUAUCAAGCCUUCUACACUACAGUGAAACAACAUAUUCACAGAAGCUAGCAAUUUAAAACAGUCCACAUAUUAAGCACUAUAAGAGAAUAUAUCUUUAAAAGCAUGGAAUGGCUAAGUCUUGGAAAUUUCUUGCUGCUGUUUCGCUUUGCACUUGUGACACAUUAAGCAGUGGCUUAAAUUCUGUCAAGUAAUAUGGUCAGCAAAAUUAAUUUGUGGUAAAUACAAACAUAUUGGCACACAAAUUGUUUUUAACCCUUUUGUUUUUGUUAAAGGGUGACCUGAAAAUAACUGUUUUAACAGGAUAAUUUUGUUAGUUAAUCACAUAAUGAACUUAGAAUUCAAGUUGUCUGGAUUAAUCUAGGAAAAAAAAAAUCUUUGGGCUUUUGUCUUUCAAGAACAGCAGCCAUAUUUGUACAACCAAAAAAGCAGCCCAUGUCCUUUCUGGUAAAUUAUGCUAUUGCCCCUGUUUGGGCCCACAAUAAAAUACCAAACUAUCACUAACUUUUGAUGUCCAUUGUGAAUUUUGUAGACUUCCUAUUUUAAUCACAUCAAACUCUGUCUCAGUUAGGCAAAUGUGCUGAGUCCCAGACAGUCCUGAGUGUUCUUGGGCAUGGUUUAAGAUUCUCCUGCAGUGUCUGGCUAACACCAUGAUUUCAGAGAGACUGGCUAAACUCCUAUGCUGUUCAUUUAUUGAAUACUCCUGUUUUGUACUGCCUUGCAAACACGGCUUUUGAGAGUAUGGAGAAAAGGAAAAUAUAAAUGCUAAAGCUAUGUUAUGGUUAUUUCAAUCUGCUAGAACCCAAAUUUAUAUGGAAGCCCUCACCUCUGCACUUCAGACUGACUUUAUAAUGGGGUUUUUGUCCAUGUAUUAAAAUUCUGUAUUAAAAUUUUCUUGAAAUAGUUUUGCAAACACUUUUCAAAUGCAUUCACUCAUGUUUCUGUUUGUGUCUCUUCAGCAAUGCUGAGCAUAUUGAAGGGCUUGCAUUUCAACAAAAUCUCAACAAUUUCCUAAUUUUCAUUAGUUUUUUUUUUUUUAAUAAUGUGAAAUUAAAUCUCAGAGGAAGUAAAUAUGGCAUCUUAGUAAUACUACUUACUUACAAACAUAUUUGUCUGUCGUGUCCAUCUCAAAAUUGGUACGUUGUAGCUCAAGCUGAAGUGGAACUUCAGUAAAUCGUUAAAACUCCAAAUUGUUCUGGAAUAGUCUCAAUAGCUUAAGUCAUAAUACUUCAAAUAAAAGCUGUCUGAAAACAUGAAGAUGUAACCAAUUUCCUGAAUUCCUCUGCUAAGAAUAUCUGUGCAGAUCUCCAUAUCUGCCUCAAAGUGAAAGAAAAAACAAUUUCACUUCUUUCUUUUCAUUUUUUUGUCUUGGUUUUGUGUAUUUCUCACAAAUCUUUUGUGGUCUGCAGAAUGUACUCUUUUCUGCUUCAUUUUCUAAGUCUAGUGGUAGAUGGAGCAGUGGAGAAUCCAAAAUGGCUUUUGUAAGAGAUGCAAGGAUGACCAUUUCCGUAACUUUUCGUAUGGAUCUCACUAAACAGAAUCCCAUACAGGUCCUUCUCAACUGUUGCUCUUCUAAACAAUGAGUCCAUGUUAUUAAGGCCUCUCCCUCAGGAAAAACAGCAAUGAUCAGGUGAACUUGAGUAAGCAGAGUAAAUGGGAGUUCCUGGAUUUGGCAUCUAUCCUGGUUGGUUUGGGCUUCUUGAAUCAUCAGUAAUUUCCAGGAAUGACCCUUAUGUCUGACAUUGCUGGUAGCUGUGUUUAUAGCAAUGGCUUUGGGGUAGGCGGGGGUGGGGAGGGGUGAUGGACAAAAACAAACAACAACAGCAAACAAGUUUAAUGUUCAGUAAUGUGAAACAGGAAAUUCACUGGUGCUGAAAUAAAAGCCACAACCUUGAGUCUGGUCUUGGUUAUACUGACAGUGCAAUUCUAGUUUAGCAAAUAUUUUACGUUUAUUUUAAAAAUUGUUAGCAACUGUUGUCUUGUUUCUAACACAAAGAAAGCCUGAUGUGAUAUACAUUGCUGAAUGUUUUACGUGUUUGUUUGCUUGAAGGUUGUGCAAGUUAUCAGGAAGGUCUCAAAAAACCAAAACUCCUGCUUUUCGCAUAUGAUCCUCAUAUAAACUGCAUCAUAACUGAGGAAAAUGAAGGAUGCCUUUCAGAUAUACAUUUUUUACGUUAACCUGUUCAUUGCAUGAUGUUGUUCUGCUUUUCUUAAAUCUGAGUUUUCAGAGAGCAAUAAUUACAAGCUUUCAUUAACAUGCUCUGAUGCAGUUCUGUUGCAGUGCAUAGCAAGCAGUCCUUGUAUAAGGAAGUUGAUUUUAUUGGGGAACUUUACAACCAGCAUUUGCAUUGUAGCUGUACAGCCAUUUAACUUGCUCAGAAUCCUUUUAAAUGAAGGAUUGCUAAUAUUAGUUUCUGCAUCUGUUUAGUUUAGCUCAUGUUUUCUCCGUUUGUGCAGAGUUCAUGUAGCAAUGGUUUCACUCUGAAACCAUUGUGGUUCACUGUGGAUGUACAAACUCAUAUUUAAAAAUGGGUUUCAGAAGGCAUGAGAUGUCUAAAGGAGAUGCUUGUGUUCGUGGAAGCGAAAAUGUAGUGUGAAAAUGCUUGUUAACAUUGUUUGUUCUUUUUGUGUGUACAUGUAGAAAUGCUUCAACAUUAUGUCAACUAGACAUAAUACUGAUAUUUGUCUCUCAAGUUACACUUCCCAUUUGUUCAUUCUGAAAAGCUGUGACUGCUUCAUUUUUUUUUAAAUGAGCAUUUUUCCAAAGAAAGUUGCUGGGAGUCUUAAAAAGAAACAGCAAUAUGCUAGAGUGUGCAUUGGACUGGAGUGCAACAAACUUAACUUACGUCUCUUGCCAGUAACAGCUUUGUAACACCCACAUGAGUGGUUGUGUUUUUAUAUAUAUAUAUUCUGAUCUAAUUUGUGUAUCGCUUACGUACCUUGUUGUGAGUAGAUUCAAUUUGUACUGACAGGCGUUCUUAGAAUCCUUGAUUUUUUCAGAAUUGGAUAAAUCUCAAGAAUGAUGACUGAAGCCUCUUAAAGGAAAUAGCGUCAACUUCUUUCCAUCUAUGAAUUCCAAGCUUUAAAAAAAAAAAACAAAAACAACAA
Messenger RNA from Tympanuchus pallidicinctus (lesser prairie-chicken), 10263 nucleotides. RefSeq names its product ecotropic viral integration site 5 (gene EVI5). The record is from RefSeq and is a predicted model, not a curated record. Bases 169 to 2634 code for a protein of 821 amino acids. The transcript is spliced from 20 exons. NCBI's taxonomy places the organism in Eukaryota, Metazoa, Chordata, Aves, Galliformes, Phasianidae.